GAGCCUGCUGGCGGCCGCCCCCCUUCCCCACUUCCCUGCACUCUCAUCUCGCUCGGCCUCGGCCUCUGACACGAGAAAGAGAUGCUGGUUGCAAGUUUUGGAGAUCCCUGUUUUUUAUGGAACACGGUUCUGUAAACUUUUCAUAAGCUUCCUUGGCAAUAACAUACACUUGUGAUGGACCCUAGAAAUACUGCUAUGUUAGGAUUGGGUUCUGACUCCGAAGGAUUUUCAAGGAAGAGUCCCUCUGCCGUCGGUACUGGCACAGUGGUCAGCAAGAGAGAAGGAGAGCUAGAGAACAACGCGAAAGAGGAAGAGGACCUUCGCAAGUGGAAUCGGGAAAGAAACAGUGAAGCAGGGAAAGAGGAUGGUUUGACUGAUGCACAGCAACAGUUUUCAGUGAAAGAAACAAACUUUUCAGAGGGAAACUUGAAAUUGAAAAUUGGCCUUCAGGCUAAGAGAACUAAAAAACCUCCAAAGAACUUGGAGAACUAUGUGUGUCGACCUGCCGUAAAAACAACCAUCAAGCACCCAAGGAAAGCACUUAAAAGCGGGAAGAUGACUGAUGAGAAGAACGAGCACUGUCCUUCAAAACGGGACCCUUCAAAGUUGUACAAGAAAGCAGGUGAUGUUGCAGCCAUUGAAUGCCAAUCCGAAGAAGGCAUCCGUCUUCAUUCACAGGGAGAAAACAGUCCUUUGUCGAAGAAGCUGUCUCCAGUACACUCAGAAAUGACAGAUUACAUUAAUGCAACAUCAUCUACUCUUGUUGGGAGCCGGGAGCCUGAUUUAAAGGACCGAGCAUUACUUAAUGGAGGAACGAGUGUAACAGAGAAGUUGGCACAGCUCAUCGCAACUUGCCCUCCCUCUAAGUCUUCCAAGACUAAACCGAAGAAGUUGGGAACUGGCACUGCUGCGGGAUUGGUUAGCAAAGAUUUGAUCCGGAAAGCAGGCGUUGGCUCUGUAGCUGGAAUACUACAUAAGGACUUAAUAAAAAAACCAGCCAUCAGCACAGCAGUUGGAUUGGUAACUAAAGAUCCUGGGAAAAAGCCAGUGUUUAAUGCAACAGUAGGAUUGGUCAAUAAGGACUCUGUGAAAAAACUAGGAACGGGCACUACGGCGGUGUUCAUUAAUAAAGACUUGGGCAGAAAGCCAGGAACUGUCACUACAGUAGGACUGCUGAGCAAGGAUUCAGGAAAGAAGCUAGGAAUUGGGAUUGUUCCAGGGUUAGUGAACAAGGACUCUGGAAAGAAGUUAGGACUUGGCACUGUGGUUGGGCUGGUUAAUAAAGACUUGGGAAAGAAAUUGAGUUCUACUGUUGGCCUAGUGGCCAAGGACUGUGCAAAGAAGAUUGUAGCAAAUUCAGCAAUGGGAUUAGUUAACAAGGACAUGGGAAAGAGACUGGUGAGUUGCUCUAUGGCAGGCCUGGUCAGUAAAGAUGCCAUAAACCUUAAAGCCGAAGCACUGCUCCCCACUCAGGAACCACUCAAGGCUUCUUGUAGUACAAACAUCAGUAGUCAUGAAAGUCAGGAACUUUCUGAAUCCCUGAAAGACAGCACCACCAGCAAAACUUUUGAGAAGAAUGUUAUACGGCAGAGUAAAGAAAGCAUAUUGGAAAAGUUCUCAGUUCGAAAAGAAAUCAUCAAUUUGGAGAAAGAAAUGUUCAGCGAAGGAACAUGCAUUCAGCAAGACAGUUUCUCAUCCAGUGACAGGGGGCCUUAUGAAACCUCAAAGCAUGAAAAGCAACCUCCCGUGUACUGCACUUCUCCGGACUUUCAAAUGGGAGCUGCUUCAGAUGCAUCCACAGCAAAAUCCCCGUUCAGUGCAGUAGGAGAGAGCAGUCUCCCCUCCCCAUCGCCCACCGUAUCUGUCAACCCUCUAACCAGAAGUCCCCCUGAAACUUCACAGCUGGCCCCUAAUCCAUUGCUUUUAAGUCCUUCCACAGAAUUAAUGGAAGAAAUUUCUGAAUCUGUUGGAAAGAACCAGUUUACUCCUGAAAGUACCCACUUGAACAUUGGUCAUAGGUCCGUGGGUCACAGCAUGAACAUCGAAUGUAAAGGGAUUGAUAAAGAGCUAACUGAUUCCAAAACCGCGCAUCUAGAUAUUCCAAGAAUAAGCUCUUCCCUGGGAAAAAAGCCAAGUUUGACUUCCGACUCCAGUAUUCACGCAAUUACCCCUUCGGUUGUUAACUUCACUAGUUUAUUUAGUAACAAGCCCUUUCUAAAACUUGGUGCAGUAGGUGCGUCGGACAAACACUGCCAAGUGGCUGAAAGCCUAGGCACGAGUUUGCAGUCGAAACCAUUGAAAAAACGGAAAGGAAGGAAACCUCGGUGGACUAAAGUGGUGGCGAGAAGCACGUGCCGGUCUCCCAAAGGGCUAGAGUUAGAAAGAUCAGAGCUUUUUAAGAAUGUUGCGUGUAGCUCACUAUCAGGUAGUAAUUCUGAGCCAGCCAAGUUUAUGAAAAACAUCGGACCAUCUUCGUUUGUAGAUCAUGACUUCCUGAAACGCCGAUUGCCAAAGCUGAGCAAGUCCACGGCCCCGUCUCUUGCUCUCCUAACUGAUAGUGAAAAACCCGCUCACAAGGCUUUUGCUACUCACAAGCUCUCCUCCAGUAUGUGUGUCUCUAGUGACCUUUUGUCUGACAUUUAUAAGCCCAAGAGGGGAAGACCUAAAGCUAAGGAGAUGCCUCAACUGGAAGGGCCACCUAAAAGGACUUUAAAAAUCCCUGCCUCUAAAGUGUUUUCUUUGCAGUCUAAGGAAGAACAGGAACCCCCGAUUUUACAGCCAGAAAUCGAAAUUCCUUCCUUCAAGCAAAGUCUUUCUGUGUCUCCUUUUCCGAAAAAGAGAGGCAGACCGAAGAGGCAGAUGAGGUCACCAGUCAAGAUGAAGCCACCUGUACUAUCCGUGGCUCCGUUUGUUGCCACCGAGAGUCCAAGCAAGCUGGAGUCUGAAAGUGAUAACCAUCGGAGCAGCAGUGAUUUCUUUGAGAGUGAGGAUCAGCUUCAGGACCCAGACGAUCUGGACGACAGGCACAGGCCCGCUGUCUGCAGCAUGAGUGACCUAGAGAUGGAUCCAGAUAAAAAAAUUACCAAGAGAAACAACGGACAGCUAAUGAAAACAAUUAUCCGCAAAAUAAAUAAAAUGAAGACUUUGAAGAGGAAGAAACUGCUGAAUCAGAUUCUGUCAAGCUCCGUAGAAUCAAGUAAUAAAGGGAAAGUGCAAUCCAAACUCCAUAAUACAGUGUCCAGUCUUGCCGCCACGUUUGGCUCUAAAUUGGGCCAGCAGAUAAACGUCAGCAAGAAAGGAACCAUUUACAUAGGAAAGAGAAGGGGUCGAAAACCAAAAACUGUCUUAAACGGCAUUCUUUCUGGUAGCCCUGCCAGCCUUGCUGUCCUUGAGCAAACUGCUCAGCAGGCAGCUGGCUCGGCAUUAGGACAGAUCCUUCCCCCUUUGCUGCCCUCCUCUGCGAGUGGGUCAGAGAUUCUCCCGUCACCUGUGUGCUCCCAGUCUUCCGGGACUAGUGGGGGUCAGAGCCCUGUGAGCAGUGACGCGGGCUUCGUGGAACCCAGUUCAGUGCCGUAUCUGCAUUUACACUCCAGACAGGGCAGUAUGAUCCAGACGCUUGCAAUGAAGAAGGCCUCAAAGGGGAGGAGGCGACUGUCUCCUCCUACUUUGUUGCCGAAUUCUCCCUCCCACUUAAGUGAACUCACCUCCCUGAAAGAGGCCACUCCUUCUCCCAUUAGUGAGUCUCACAGCGACGAGACCAUUCCCAGCGAUAGUGGAAUCGGAACCGAUAAUAACAGCACUUCGGACAGAGCAGAGAAGUUUUGUGGACAGAAAAAGAGGCGGCAUUCUUUUGAACAUGUUUCUCUGAUUCCCCCUGAAACCUCUACAGUCCUGAGCAGUCUUAAAGAAAAACAUAAACACAAAUGUAAGCGCAGGAAUCACGAUUACCUCAGCUAUGACAAGACGAAGAGGCAGAAACGAAAACGGAAAAAGAAAUACCCCCAGCUCCGAAGCAGACAGGAUCCAGACUUUAUUGCAGAUCUGGAGGAACUGAUAAGUCGUCUGAGUGAAAUUCGAAUCACCCAUCGAAGUCAUCAUUUUAUCCCCCGAGACCUGCUGCCCACUAUUUUUCGCAUCAACUUUAAUAGCUUCUAUACACAUCCUUCUUUCCCCUUGGACCCUUUGCACUACAUUCGAAAACCUGACUUAAAAAAGAAGAGAGGGAGACCCCCUAAGAUGAGGGAGGCAAUGGCCGAAAUGCCCUUCAUGCACAGCCUUAGUUUUCCUCUUUCCGGUACAGGAUUCUAUCCGUCCUACGGCAUGCCUUACUCUCCGUCACCCCUUACAGCCACUCCCCUGGGACUAGGUUACUAUGGAAGGUACCCCCCCACUCUCUACCCUCCUCCGUCUCCUUCUUUCACUCCUCCGCUUCCACCUCCUUCCUACAUGCAUGCUGGUCACUUACUUCUCAACCCCACCAAAUACCAUAAGAAAAAGCAUAAGCUACUGCGACAGGAGGCCUUUCUCACAACCAGCAGGACUCCUCUCCUUUCCAUGAGCACCUACCCUAGCGUCCCUCCCGAGAUGGCCUAUGGUUGGAUGGUCGAGCACAAACAUAGGCACCGUCACAAGCACAGAGAACACCGCUCUUCUGAGCAACCCCAGGUUUCCAUGGACACCGGCUCUUCCAGAUCUGUUUUGGAGUCCUUGAAACGCUAUCGAUUUGGGAAGGAAACUGUUGGAGAGCGAUAUAAGCAUAAGGAAAAGCACCGAUGUCAUAUGUCCUGCCCUCAUCUCUCUCCUUCGAAAAGCUUAAUAAAUCGAGAAGAACAGUGGGUCCACCGAGAGCCUUCAGAAUCUAGUCCACUGGCUUUGGGAUUGCAAACACCUUUACAGAUCGACUGUUCAGAGAGUUCUCCGAGCUUAUCCCUGGGAGGGUUCACUCCCAGCUCUGACCCGGCCAGCAGCGAUGAGCAUACAAACCUUUUCACAAGUGCAAUAGGCAGCUGCCGAGUCCCCAACCCGAACUCCAGCGGCCGGAAGAGACUAGCCGACAGUCCUGGACUGUUUUCUGCACAGGACACUUCGCUCACUCGGCCUCACAGGAAGGAGCCACUGCCUUCCGGCGAGAGGGCAGUGCAGACCGCGACAGGUUCCCAGCCAACCUCAGAGAAGUCUUCCCAGCGACUGUCCGAGAGCACGAGCAGCAGCCCUGCCCGGAAGCGGUCGUCCUCGGAGAGCACUUCGUCCACAGUGAAUGGCGUUUCCUCUCGAAGUCCGAGAGCGACCGCUUCUGGGGACGACUCCGUGGACGGUCUGCUGCAGCGGAUGGUACAACAUGAGGACCAGGCGCCCCUGGGGAAAAGCGUCGAGGCCGCAAUCACAUCCGCCUCUGUGCCGCCUUCCUCCAGUCCGGGCCACAGCCACAGCCACGGCCACAGCAAGGAGCGAGCCCCGGGGAGACCAGACAGCCUUCUCAUGCCUGCGGUCCCCGGCGACUCCUGCAGUGGUAGCAUCUCACUCCUCUCCGAGAAGUUGCCGAGCAGCCGUUCGCCCCCGCACAUCAAGAGGAGUGUAGUGGAAGCCAUGCAGCGCCAAGCUCGGAAAAUGUGCAAUUACGACAAAAUCCUGGCCACCAAGAAAAACCUGGACCAUGUCAACAAAAUACUAAAAGCCAAAAAACUGCAAAGACAGGCCAGGACAGGGAACAACUUCGUGAAACGCAGACCAGGCCGACCUCGGAAAUGCCCCCUCCAGGCCGUGGUGUCGAUGCAAGCCUUCCAGGCCGCCCAGUUGGUCGGCCCCGAGCUGAGCGAAGGCGAGGAGAGAGCAGCGGCGCCCUUCCGUCCUGACACCGUUACGGAUGUCAUCGAGGCUGUUGUCCAGAGCGUGAACCUGAGUCCAGAACAGAAGAAGGGGUUGAAGAGGAAAAGUUGGCUUUUGGAAGAACAGACCAAGAAAAAGCAGAAGCCGUUCCCAGAGGAAGAACGAGAGCGCACUGAAAGCUUUACUGAAACAACAGUUGAGAUUCCCGGUCCUCCUGAAACCCCAGCCAAGCCUCCCGAACCUGAAGGUAGCUUGCAGCCUGUGCUUUCUCUCAUCCCAAGGGAGAAGAAGGCCCCACGUCCCCCAAAGAAGAAGUAUCAGAAAGCAGGGCUGUAUUCUGACGUUUACAAAACUGCAGACCCAAAGAGCCGGCUGAUCCAAUUAAAGAAGGAGAAGCUGGAAUACAGCCCUGGAGAGCACGAGUACGGGUUAUUCCCAGCCCCCAUUCAUGUCGUUGUGAAUAAUGGUGCUGUGAACGUUGGUUUACAAUUCUCUGUUGAGGACCCUGCUUUCGAUUCUUUUGUACGUAUACCCAGAAGUGGACUUGCUGGAUCCUUUGGAAAGUAUCUAAGGCAAAAGAGAAUUGACUUCCAGCUUCCCUAUGACAUCCUUUGGCAGUGGAAACAUAAUCAGCUAUACAAAAAGCCAGAUGUCCCACUAUAUAAAAAUCGUUCAAAUGUCUACGUUGAUGUCAAACCCCUUUCUGGUUACGAGGCCACCACCUGUAACUGUAAGAAGCCAGAUGAUGACAGGAAGGGCUGUGUGGAUGACUGUCUCAAUAGAAUGAUCUUUGCUGAAUGUUCCCCCAACACUUGUCCCUGUGGUGAGCAGUGCUGUAACCAGAGGAUACAGAGGCAUGAGUGGGUGCAGUGUCUAGAACGAUUUCGAGCUGAGGAAAAAGGUUGGGGAAUCCGAACCAAAGAACCCCUAAAAGCCGGGCAGUUCAUCAUCGAGUACCUGGGGGAGGUUGUCAGCGAGCAAGAGUUCAGGAACAGGAUGAUUGAGCAGUAUCAUAAUCACAGCGACCACUACUGCCUGAACCUGGAUAGCGGGAUGGUGAUCGACAGUUACCGCAUGGGCAAUGAGGCCCGAUUCAUCAACCACAGCUGCGAUCCCAACUGUGAGAUGCAGAAAUGGUCUGUCAAUGGAGUGUACCGGAUCGGACUGUAUGCUCUUAAAGACAUGCCAGCUGGUACCGAGCUCACCUACGAUUACAACUUCCAUUCCUUUAACGUUGAAAAGCAGCAACUGUGCAAGUGUGGCUUUGAGAAGUGUCGAGGGAUCAUCGGGGGCAAGAGUCAGCGCAUGAACGGGCUCACCAGCAGCAAAAGCAGCCAGCCUGUGGCCACUCACAAGAAGUCUGGACGGUCAAAGGAGAAGAGGAAGUCUAAGCACAAGCUGAAGAAAAGGAGAGGCCACCUCUCCGAAGAGCCCAGUGAAAACAUCAACGCUCCCACAAGGUUGACCCCCCAGUUACAAAUGAAGCCGAUGUCUAAUCGAGAAAGGAAUUUUGUGUUAAAGCAUCAUGUGUUCUUGGUCCGGAACUGGGAGAAGAUCCGGCAGAAACAGGAGGAGGUAAAGCCCGCCAGCGAGGAUGUUCACUCAGCAUCGCUGUGUACGCGCUGGAACAGCGUCUGCCGAGAUGACGGGAACAUCAAGUCCGAUGUCUUCAUGACCCAGUUCUCCGCCCUGCAGACAGCACGAUCUGUUCGAACGCGACGGCUGGCAGCAGCUGAGGAGAACAUUGAGGUGGCGCGGGCAGCCCGCCUUGCCCAGAUCUUCAAAGAGAUCUGUGACGGCAUCAUCUCCUACAAAGAUCCUUCCCGACAAGUCCUGGCCGCGCCCCUUCUGAGCCUCCCCCCGAAGAAAAAGAACGCUGAUUAUUACGAGAAGAUCUCUGACCCCCUGGACCUGGCCACCGUAGAGAGGCGCAUCCUCACCGGCCACUACAAGACCGUGGAGGCUUUUGACGCCGACAUGCUCAAGGUCUUUCGGAAUGCUGAGAAGUACUACGGGCGUAAAUCCCCCAUCGGGAGAGAUGUCUGCCGCCUGCGGAAGACCUACUACAACGCCCGGCACGAGGCGUCGGCCCAGAUCGACGAGAUCGUGGGAGAGACGGCGAGCGAGGCAGACGGCAGCGAGGCCUCCGUCUCCGAGAAGGAGAACGUGCACGAGAAGGACGACGACGUCAUCCGCUGUGUGUGCGGCCUGCACAAGGACGAAGGCCUCAUGAUCCAGUGUGACAAGUGCAUGGUGUGGCAGCACUGUGACUGUAUGGGGGUGAACUCAGACGUGGAGCACUACCUCUGUGAGCAGUGUGACCCGAGGCCUGUGGACAGAGAGGUACCCAUGACCCCUCGGCCCCACUACGCCCAGCCCGGCUGUGUCUACUUCAUCUGUUUGCUCCGAGAUGACCUGUUGCUUCGUCAAGGCGACUGUGUGUAUUUGAUGCGGGACAGCCGGCGCACCCCUGACGGCCACCCCGUCCGCCAGUCCUACCGACUGUUGUCACACAUUAAUCGAGACAAACUUGACAUCUUUCGCAUUGAGAAGCUUUGGAAGAAUGAAAAAGAGGAGCGGUUCGCCUUUGGUCACCACUAUUUCCGCCCCCACGAGACCCACCACUCCCCCUCUCGCCGCUUCUAUCACAACGAGCUGUUUCGGGUGCCUCUGUACGAGAUCAUUCCCUUGGAGGCCGUGGUGGGGACCUGCUGUGUACUGGACCUUUACACGUAUUGCAAAGGGAGACCCAAAGGGGUGAAGGAGCAGGACGUGUACAUCUGUGACUAUCGGCUCGACAAGUCCGCACACCUGUUUUACAAGAUCCACCGGAACCGCUAUCCCGUCUGCACCAAGCCCUACGCCUUUGACCACUUCCCCAAGAAGCUCACUCCCAAAAGAGAUUUCUCGCCGCAUUACGUCCCAGACAACUACAAGAGGAACGGAGGGCGGUCCUCCUGGAAGUCUGAGCGCCCAAAGCCGCCCCUAAAAGACCUGGGCCAGGAGGACGAUGCUCUGCCCUUGAUUGAAGAGGUCCUGGCCAGCCAGGAGCAAGCCGCUGAGGAGAUGCCCGGCCUGGAGGAGCCGGAGCGGGAGGGGGCUGCUGCAGAAGCAAGCGAAGGCGAGAAGAAGGCAGAAGAGAGCAGUCCGGAGCCGGUGCCUGCCUGUACCCCUGAGGAGCGACGGCACAGCCAGCGGGAACGACUCAACCAGAUCUUGCUCAAUCUCCUGGACAAAAUCCCCGGAAAAAAUGCCAUCGACGUGACCUACCUGCUGGAGGAAGGAUCCGGCAGGAAGCUCCGAAGACGCACUUUGUUCAUCCCAGAGAGCAGCUUCCGGAAGUGAGCCUCAGAGGAGGAGGCACUGCUGCGAAGCUGCUUCCUGUCCCCAGGUGUAACUCCCCGUCGGCGGGAGGGGGUCCCUACCCGCCCCAGGCGUCCGUUCUCUGUGGGCUCCAGGAGCUACCCUAGAGACCUACAACAGAAACAGCUGCUGGGGCCUCUUUCCAGAUGGAUCCUUGACUGGGAAAGUUUCUCUCUCCUCGUCCAAUCAGGUCCAAGUAAAACGUGAAUUGACAAGUCAAAGCACUAGUAUCUGCGGCCCUUUUCCCUCCCUCUCCCCCCCAGAAUGUAACCACGGACUAGGGAAGGCCCCCAUGGGGUCAGCAGGGCACAGAACUCAUUGUGAUGAUUUUUGUUUUAACUUCAUAACCUGCCCAACCUAUCUUUUUCUAACGAGAAGGCCAGGCCCCCGCCAGCGCCUCACCUGUGCCGUUCACGCACUGUGGCUCUCGGGUGUCUGCUGUGCCGCGAACGGACGUUCGUCUCAGAAUAGCCUCGUCGUAAAACCUCCGUACGCGUGGACCCUAAACCGCCCCCCAAAGUCACUACACAGACUGUUGAGCAGUGUUCGCCUAGCAGAGUAUUUGUUGUGAGUGUACAUUAGCGACUGAAAACACUACUCCUGUUUUCCUCAUUGUACAGUUUUCAGUGUCCACCUCUUAGAGACCGUGCUUGCCCACCCGCCGGCCUGGGUCCUCCGCCCUCCUGACGACAGCACAGGGGGGAGGGCACGGGCAUCUGCUUCCUUCCCAAUCUCUUGGCCAGAACUUCCCAGACGAUACUGUCUCUUUAAAAACGAAAUUUAAAAAGCUUUGCUUUGUUAUCUUCUCAGACAUACAUAUGCAUAUACGUUUUAGAUGUUCUUAUAAGAGAAAAGAUGGUUUUUAAAUGUGCCAAGUUGUGUGUGUAUAUAUAUAUGUAUGUAUGUAUGUAUAUAUAUAUAUAUAUAUAUAUAUAUAUAUAUAUAUCUGCCGCGUGACUAGGAAGCAAUACAGUAGUAACCCCGUCCCAUUACUUUUCUCCAGUCCCGGACCAACGCUGUCCUAGCUGCACAUCUCCCCCGAUGACGACGCUCUGACUUGUUUAGGUAGAAACAUGGACACCUUCCAUUCCAUUCAAUCUUUUUUUCUUUUUCUCCUUUCUGUGUCAAUCUUGAGGAAAAAAAAAAAAAAAAAACAGAAAAAAAAAAAACAAAACAAAAGAGACAGGGGAAGCCAAAGAUCCCCUUGAGCAGAGAAAAAGCAGAAUAAAUAUUUUAUUAAAGAAAAAAGAGAAUUAA
Messenger RNA from Lynx canadensis (Canada lynx), 10446 nucleotides. It is a transcript of the gene ASH1L, whose product is annotated as ASH1 like histone lysine methyltransferase. NCBI's taxonomy places the organism in Eukaryota, Metazoa, Chordata, Mammalia, Carnivora, Felidae. Gene Ontology annotation, molecular function: histone methyltransferase activity; chromatin binding; protein binding. The record is from RefSeq and is a predicted model, not a curated record. Gene Ontology annotation, cellular component: nucleus.